Pseudophryne corroboree (corroboree frog) is the source of this 2639-nucleotide messenger RNA. RefSeq names its product oocyte zinc finger protein XlCOF7.1-like. Gene Ontology annotation, biological process: regulation of transcription by RNA polymerase II. Lineage: Eukaryota; Metazoa; Chordata; Amphibia; Anura; Myobatrachidae. Gene Ontology annotation, cellular component: chromatin; PcG protein complex; transcription regulator complex. The transcript is spliced from 7 exons. The record is from RefSeq and is a predicted model, not a curated record. Bases 235 to 1989 code for a protein of 584 amino acids. Gene Ontology annotation, molecular function: RNA polymerase II cis-regulatory region sequence-specific DNA binding; DNA-binding transcription factor activity, RNA polymerase II-specific.
AGUAAUCAACUACAUCUAUCAUCAGGGUCCUCAUAUGCGCGGUGGCCAUUGUCCUGUCGUCUCUAAUACAUGAUAGGCUGUCAUAUCCUGUGAGAGUGACGCGACAGAGGGGGUGGAGUUAGGGAGUCCUCAGCCGCCAUUUUGGAGAUCCUCAUUACUUCAAGAGAUAAUUACACAGUGUCAAUCCGGAGAGACUUUUUUUUUUUGACAUUACACGAUUGUGAGACGUGUCCUAUGUACAUCAUUGAGUCACUGAGGAUGGAGAAGGACAGGAGUCCUAUGACUGAGAGAAUACUAAGUCUCACCCUGGAGAUCAUCUACCUGCUGACUGGGGAGGAUUACACAGUAGUGAAGAUAUCCAGGGAGUGUGAGACACCCAGUAGCCAUCCCUUUGUGUCAGGAGGACUGAGCAGGAGCCAGAGCCCCAUCAAGGUGUCUCCACCUCACUCAUGGAUACAUGAGAGGCACAAUGACCAGAAGAUCCUGGAACUCACCAACAAGAUCAUUCAGCUGCUGACUGGAGAGGUUCCUAUAAGGUGUCAGGAUGUCACUGUCUAUUUCUCCAUGGAGGAGUGGGAGUAUAUAGAGGAACACAAGAGUCUGUACAAGGACGUGUUGAUGGAGAAUCACCGGCUCCUCACAUCACUGGAUGGACCCAGUAACAGGAAUACCCCAGAGAGAUGUCCCCGUCCUCUGUAUUCCCAGGAUUGUACAGAGGAGAAUCACAGGAUCCCACAGGAGCAUCAGGUUGAAGAUCUGACUAAUAAUGCAGAGGAUAUAGAGAGAGAAGAAGAGACGUAUGUGACUGAUAUGAAGGCAGAAGAUACAGAGGGAGAAGAAGAGACGUAUAUGAGAGGUGAUCAAGAGUGCAAUGAGGAGGAAAUCCGUACAGAUAUCAACACAGCAGAUGGACAGAGGGGCAGGGAUACCUCAGAGGGACAUCUAACUUCGUUUCCAGAUUUUAAACUAGAAGAAAAGAACAUGACACGGGAUUCUGCAGGAGAAAACCCCAUUACCCCAGUUAUACAUCCAGUACCUCACAGUGCAGAUAUAUCAUCUGAUCCCUCUAAUCAUGAGGAGUGUAACAUUAAUUCAGAUGUUGCUACACAUAGUACAGUUCCUGCAGAUGCUACAGUCUUUCCAUCUUCUGAAAUUGUUACUUGCUUUAAUAAUCAGUCAGUCUUUAUUAGACAGAAGAAGCGCACACUUAACAAACAAUAUCUGUGCUCUGAGUGUGGGAAAUGUUUUACAUAUAAAUCAGCUCUUUUUACACAUCAGAGAAGUCACACCGGGGAGAGACCAUUUACAUGCUCUCAGUGUGGGAAAUGUUUUACAUAUAAAUCAAAACUUAUUAUACAUCAGAGAAGUCACAAUGUUAAAAAGCUAUUUACAUGCUCCGAGUGUGGGAAAUGUUUUACAUAUAAAUCAAAACUUAUUAUACAUCAAAGAAUUCACACAGGAGAGAAACCAUUUUCAUGUGCUGAGUGUGGGAAAUGUUUUACACAGAAAUCCGCUCUUAUUGCACAUGAGAGAAGUCACACAGGUGAGAGACCAUUUCCAUGCUCCGAGUGUGGGAAAUGUUUUAUACAUAAAUCAGGUCUUAUUGCACAUGAGAGAUGUCACACGGGUGAGAGACCAUUUCCGUGUUCUGAGUGUGGGAAAUGUUUCAUACAGAAAUCGGCUCUUAUUACACAUCAGAGAAGCCACACAGGUGAGAGACCAUUUUCGUGUACUGAAUGUGGGAAAUGUUUUGCACGGCAUUCAGGUAUUAUUAAACAUCAAAUGACUCACACAGGUGAGAGGCCAUUUUCAUGUUCUGAGUGUGGUAUAUCUUUUACAAAGAAAUCAAAUCUUGUUGUACAUUUGAGGUAUCACGCAGAUAAGAAUAUAUUUUCAUGCUCUGAGUGUGGGAAAUGUUUUCCACUGAAAUCACAUCUGGUUAUACAUCAGAGAAGUCACGCAGGUGAAAGGCCAUCUUCCAUGUGCUGACUGUGGGAAAUGUUUUAUACUGAAAUCACAUCUAAUCACAUCAGAGAAGUCACACAGGUGAGAGACCAUUUCCAUGUUUUUAGUACGGGAAAUGUUUUACAUAUAAAUCAGUUCUCGUCACGCAUCAGAGAAGUCAUUCAGGUGUAUUUAUUAACAUCAGAUUGCUGUAGUUUAGGAAUAGUAGUUUAGGAUACUCAUAUUACUUUGUAGUCAGCAUCUUCUCAUGCCUACGGUGUAGAACGGCAAGUUCUAGCUGUUGGUUCGAUCGCGUGUGCAUCUUACUUUUGUUGUAUCUUGAUCAUCCUCAGAAAGUUCUGAAGUUGCGGAUGUUUAUUUGUGACAUAAAAUGUGUUGCCUAGUAGCAACAGAGAGAGGAAAGCGAUAGUUUCAAAGGAAUCUGGUGGGGUUAAUAUUAUAAACCUAAACUGAUAAGGUGUUCAUCUGUGAACGCAUUUUGCUAUCAUUUUUGUAUCUCAUGUUAUGCAGAUACCUCCCCGCCUAUUAUACUAUAAUGAUUAGAGUACAGCAGCGGCGGAUGUCGGGAACUUUUUAGUUAUGUUGGAAACGUACCCAAGUGUUUUUAUUUUCUCUAACGUCCUAGUGGAUGCUGGGGACUCCGUCAGGACCAUGGGGAAUAGCGGCUCCGCAGG